Molecule: messenger RNA, 2150 nt
Organism: Choloepus didactylus (southern two-toed sloth)
Lineage: Eukaryota; Metazoa; Chordata; Mammalia; Pilosa; Megalonychidae
Gene: FDXACB1
Product: ferredoxin-fold anticodon binding domain containing 1
Exons: 5
Coding region: 26-1906 (626 amino acids)
Biological process (GO): rRNA base methylation
Cellular component (GO): cytoplasm
Molecular function (GO): rRNA (uridine-N3-)-methyltransferase activity
Source: RefSeq, a predicted model, not a curated record
ACCCAAGCAAGAAGCAAAUUGAGCAAUGGCCUCUCGGCGCCUCCUGUUGGUUGGGGAGGGGAAUUUCUCCUUCGCCGCUGCUCUCCUCGAGACCUUGGGUCCCAGCUCUAGUCUUACAGCCACCUGCCUCCAGCGCCCGGCGGACCUGGACCGGGAUCCGGUGGCCCGGGAAAAUUUAAGGCGCCUGCGCGAGCGAGGUACAGAGCUACGUUUUGGUGUGGACUGCACCCAGCUGGCAGAUGCCUUUGAACUGCACGACAGGAAGUUUGAUCGAAUUUAUUUUAACUUCCCACACUGUGGACGCAAAGCUGGAGUGGCUAAGAACAGGGAACUGCUUGCCAAGUUUUUCCAGAGCUGUGCAGAUGUUCUUGCAGAGGAGGGAGAAGUCCAUGUGGCACUGUGCAGAGGACAAGGUGGGACUCCUGCUGACAAGCCCAGGAGAGAAUGGCACAACAGUUGGCAAGUGGUUGCCAUGGCAGCUCAGGGGGGGCUCAUUUUAAGUGAUGUGCUUCCCUUCAGCAGUGAGGCUGUGCCCGGGUACAAGUGCACUGGAUAUAAGAGUCAAAAUAAGUCCUUUCAUGUUGAAGGUGCUUUGAACCAUAUCUUCACCCGGAGUUUACCCUUCAAAUUUUCUCAGCCCAGAAUCUUCAGAAUCAAACUAGGUGACCAAUGUUUUUUCUUUGCGGAACCAGAAUCACUUGCAGGAAAGUUAAACAGGGGUUUCCUGGAAGCACCUUCAUGUCAUCCUACCAAAAACAUAAAUGAGAAGCUGAUUGCUGAAUUCGGCAAAGUAUUCCCUCUCAAAAGGCUGAAGUGUCCAUUCUUUUUGCUGCCAGAGGGAGGCACCAGUGUUCUCCCUUCCUGGAACGAUGACAUUCUGUCAGCUGCUUUUUGGAUUAAUCUUGAGGACAAUUCAAAUUCUGAGUCCCUGACUGGUGGAACAGCACAAGAUAUGGAGGACUUGAUAGUGUCAUUUUCAGAACUUAGCCUGUCCAAGGCUUUCAGGGCUCCUGGGAGAGAUGAUAAUGAAGAAGCUCCUGAAGAAAUAUAUAGCCAGGCCAAGGUUUGCCUUAGACCUUCUCUCCUAGUUCACGUUCAGGCAGUCAUCCAAGCACCAGACUUCCUCCCAGGUUCUCUGCAUGUCCUCAGUGGACCCGUCUUUAGGAAGUGCCAUAUUUUGCCUUUCACAAUGCCAGCAUUUCAUGAAAUUUUAUUUAUUCUUGGGUUUAAUCAAAAUCUGAAGGACAGCUGUCUUCAGUCACUGUUGGAUCACCUGAAGGGCAUUCUCAAUCACCUCUUCACCCACACAUUGCUGGAAGGGUCUAAGCUGAGCAGUUCAGUGGAAUUUAUCCUUCAACCAACUGAAAAAGAUUAUGUGCUUUGCAUUAAGUCAUAUAAUUUUGGCUCAGAUGAUGCCAAGGGUCUAAUUAUUGGGUCUGUUACCAUAUCUGCUUCAAGCAUUAUACACAAAGACCAAUGUUUUGUGUAUGUGUCUAUGAACUUGGACCUGUUAACUAUGCUUGUCUGGGGUAUCUCUGACUGGAGAAUGUUAUGGACCUAUGAUAACCGUUUCCUGAAGAAUUUUGUCCCUGGAAAAGUAGAACCCUUUAUAAGCUAUUCCCUGUAUCCUCCAUGCUAUGUGCAUGAUAUUAGUUUUUGGUUAGAUGAGAAGAAAGGUUUUAAUGAACUAGAGUUUCAUACUGUGGCCCGAGCAGUGUCCCAGGACACUAUCAUAGCCAUACAGUUCCUUAGUCGUUUUCAGCAUCCAAAGACUGAACAAGUCAGCCUCUGCUAUAGAUUGACCUACCAGACCUGUGACAAGGCCCUCACCCAACAGCAAGUAGCAUCAAUGCAGUCUCAACUUAGGAAAGAGAUUCAGCAACGACUAUAUGUGACACCUCGGUAGCUCAGUAAAUUCAUUUCUAUAGUGUGAUUCAUUAUGGAUGAAAAAAGACCAAUUUUCAAUCAGUAAUCCUUUCUGGACUGUGUUUUUCUAACGUCUUUUACCUUGUGAUUAUAGCCACUGUUGGUUGACCCUAAAGAUACCUGCAACUCAAUCACUUAAACUUAAGACUAUAAUGUGACUGUUAACCUUUGGAGCUGUGCAAAUAAUGACUAAGAAAACAAAUAAAACAAAACAGCUUCUUGUA